AUGGAGGCAUCAAACACGGGAAAGAAGACCAAAGGUCGUCAAAGAAUUGAAAUCAAGAAACUAGAGAAUAAAAACAGUCUUGAAGUCGCCUUCUCCAAGCGAAAGAAAGGGAUUUUCAACAAAGCUAGUGAACUUUCUUUAUUAUGUGGUGCUCAAGUUGCCAUUAUCAUAAUGUCUCCAAAUAAUAGACCUUUUAGUUAUGGUCAUCCUAGUGUUAAAACUCUUCUUGAUCGUUUUUUCUCUGGAAACAAUGAGCCUUCGGAGUUUUCGACCAACAACGAAAUGUUUGACACGAUUAAACAUGAGAUCGACAGGUUACAAGAUCAAUUUGAAGAGGAAGAAAAGAUUGCCAAGGAGAUUAAACAUCGAAACGAAACGAAUGACCACGACUGGUGGGAACAGCAGCGUGUUGAUAAUAUGGGGUUAGAUGAGCUUGGGCAAUUUGUCAAGUCUUUGGAACAACUAAGAAGUAAAGUGGCAGCAAGGGUGAACAAAGAGGAAAAUAAUGAUCUUGCCAUUGUUGCUAAGAGUGAUGGUGCCAAUCAUCUUGAGGCAAGGAUUGUUGACCCAUUAACUGAUCAGAGUGUUGUCAAUGAUGUUGCACCUCUCAAUUUCUUCUUUGAUGAUGGCAACUUCUUUGACAAUAUGAAUAUAGGAGGGUUGAUUUAA
Messenger RNA from Pistacia vera, 669 nucleotides. Its product is annotated as agamous-like MADS-box protein AGL62. Gene Ontology annotation, biological process: regulation of transcription by RNA polymerase II. The record is from RefSeq and is a predicted model, not a curated record. NCBI's taxonomy places the organism in Eukaryota, Viridiplantae, Streptophyta, Magnoliopsida, Sapindales, Anacardiaceae. The coding region runs from base 1 to 669 and encodes 222 amino acids. Gene Ontology annotation, molecular function: DNA-binding transcription factor activity, RNA polymerase II-specific; RNA polymerase II cis-regulatory region sequence-specific DNA binding; protein dimerization activity. The transcript has a single exon.